Messenger RNA from Planococcus citri (citrus mealybug), 1002 nucleotides. RefSeq lists its product as uncharacterized. Gene Ontology annotation, cellular component: ribonucleoprotein complex. Gene Ontology annotation, molecular function: single-stranded RNA binding. The record is from RefSeq and is a predicted model, not a curated record. NCBI's taxonomy places the organism in Eukaryota, Metazoa, Arthropoda, Insecta, Hemiptera, Pseudococcidae. Gene Ontology annotation, biological process: retrotransposition. The coding region runs from base 1 to 1002 and encodes 333 amino acids. The transcript has a single exon.
AUGUCUAAAAUAUGCGGAUCGUGUUCCGGAUUGAUAACAGCAGAAAAGACCCAUAUACCUAGCUGUUCUACGUGUAAACGUUUAUUCCACCCGAAAGAUGAGAAUGACACCGAAUGCUCCAGUGUCUGUGGAGAUGUUUGGUAUAAGAAAUCAUCGCGGAAAAAGGAAUCCUGGACCUGUUGCGAAUGUAAGAAUGAUAAGGUUGUUGUCGAUGCGGAAAAGAAGUCGGAUAGUGAUCUGCUGGCUAGUAUUGAGAAAAUAUUCGAUCGGAAACUUGAGCAAUUCUAUGAAAAUAGACUGAAACCGAUUGAGCAAGGGCUAGCGAAUAUAUCGAAGCAAGUUGGUGAACAUACCCAGUUGAUCUCGAAGGUUGAAAAAAGGGUGAAAGAUAUCGAAGAUAACGGCUGCUCAAAGUGUACUCAAAUUGCGAACGAACGUGAUGAGUUGAAGGAUAGAGUACAGGUUCUGGAGACAGAUAGCUGGAAUAGUUGGAUUGAAAUCGAAGGACUGCAGAAUUACACGAGGAAGGAUAAUGUGAUAGUCACUGGAAUUCCUGUCUCUGAUCAGGAAGAUCCCUACCAAAUUGCGAUCAAGGCGGCGGAGCUAGCUGGGAUGAAAAUUACAGCUCAGGAUAUCGUUGAUUGCCACCGUUUGCCCUCCAGAGCUAAAGAUUCGGCCCAUCCUCCAUCUUUCAUAGUAAAAUUUGUAAACAGAGAAACUAAAAGAAGAAUGAUUGAUGGUUAUAGGAAAACAAAACCGACAGCUGAUACAUUCGGAGGUGAUAAAAACGUCAAGAUAUACGCCAAUGAGCAUCUGGCACCACUCACGUCAGAGUUAUUCAGACAGGCACGUUCGCUAAAGCCUAUGUACGAGAUUGUUAGAUGUGUAAAUGGCAUCGUAUAUGUGCAGAAGAAUAAGCAGUCACAAAGAAUACGUAUCCAGUCUAAGGUGCAGAUCGGAAAGCUAAAAAGUGCCUUUACCUCUCCAAACAGGGAGAAUUAG